This is a messenger RNA of Cyprinodon variegatus (sheepshead minnow), 1093 nucleotides long. RefSeq lists its product as uncharacterized. Bases 257 to 940 code for a protein of 227 amino acids. NCBI's taxonomy places the organism in Eukaryota, Metazoa, Chordata, Actinopteri, Cyprinodontiformes, Cyprinodontidae. The record is from RefSeq and is a predicted model, not a curated record. The transcript is spliced from 3 exons.
GCCUUUAAAGAUGCUCCAGGGUUUGGAAACGCACCGAAGUCAGCUGAGCGUCUCCAGGACUUCAGCUGCGCACUCGCUGACAAACCCUCCUCUGGAACAACUGUUCCACUAUUGGAUGGAGCACAAGAAGUCUACAUUUCAGGGGGUGGGACCACGUAUUUCUGAGGGAUUGCUGGGAAGAAGAAGGAGGGUGUUUAGGUUGGGACUUUGGAAAGGCAGAGUUUGACAGAGUCAGUCUGAAAAGAUCAUCGCCACCAUGACGGAUGAGGAGAUCCAGGAGGACCACACCAAGCUGAAGCAGGGCCUAGUCAAAGUCCUCCACUGUGUAGCCAGCAUCUCCUCGGCGGCGGCCGUGGUUAACCCCAUUUUCGGCGUGGCCGGCUCCCUGAUCCGGGUGGUGCUGCACCACAUCGACGACGAGGACAUCCGCACCCUGAAGCGCGAGUUUGGGUCGGUCAACCAAAAGCUGAACGAGAUCUCCCAGCAGAACCGCCGGACGCUGGUUCAGAUCGAGAAGGAGACGCUGGACGGCCAGUACUGCCGCGUGGAGGAGAACCUGAAGAACCAGUUCAGGAAGUUCAUGGCGAUGGUGGAGGCGAGGCCGGAGCACCGCGAGGGCAAGAAGGACGACUUCGAGGAGAGCUACGCCAACGACCUGGGCGACCAGAACCUGCACACCCUGUACGACGGCGUGGUGGGGAAACCCAAGCUCUUCAGCAGGCCCAUCCUGGAGGUCUACCUGAAGCACUCCCAGGGCGACCGCCGCAUCAUGGAGCGCCUCUGCACGCGCCUCACCUACCUGUUCUGCAUCGGCCUCAUCGCCCUCAUGGGCUACGCCGCCGUCAUCGGCGACGACGAGGAGGGCCUGAGCGAGGAGUGGGCCGAGAAGAUGGAGCACGUCCAGCAGAAGAUGCAGGAGGCUUUGCUCAAGUGCAAAUAAAGACCAGAAGGUUCUGUUCUGGACUCACGGGUCCACAUUCCCGCUUCAAGUCUCCUUUUACCACGUCAACCUGAAGGCAACACGCCCUCAGAAACCUGCUGCAUGGAAACUGGCUUUAGGGCGAUGGAGACAUCAGCUCACAUAGUGAUCAAG